AUGUCACUCGCAGACUGGCCGUUGACGCACGACGAUCUAUACGACCCUUGGAGAGAUGAUCCUUUUGCCCAUCUGCUAUCCAAACUGCAGCACGACUUGCACCAUCAGGAGGAACCGUUGCCUUUCGCAAAAGCGGCUGCAAGUAAAACGAACGAACGAACUUCCCUCUCCUUUGAACCUAGCGACCACAUUCAGAGCCUUCUGAGGCGUGCCCACCCUCACCUCCUCCACUCCAUCAACCCAUGGUGCGGUUUGCGAGGGAGCCGCGAUACUGAUGAGGAGUUGUCCAUCGGAGGCGAGUCACCGGCAGAGAUCACUAGAGGUUGGGACGAGGGUUCUAUCCUCGAACAUAUUCCUGCCGAUGACUUCACAUCCAUGGCAGCGAACCCUUCUUUUCCCCCGCAAGUGGUUCUAGGAAUACCAGGGGACUAUAUGUAUGACGGACCAUCAUGUGCACGCCCUCGACCACUACUACCCCGAGUCGAGAACGCGAAACAGAUGUCUCCGAAUCACACACUCACCCUCUCAUCUCCGGCGGAGGUGGACCAUUCCUCCGUCGAACCGGUGCUGGCUGCACCUGCGGACGAUGCACAUGAAGGUGCAUCAUCUUUACGUCCUCUAUUCCCUUCCCGAGUGGAGAAUGCGCAACGAAUACCGCCGAGGCGCACACCACGCUCUUCUUCCCAGAGGACUGUGGAGCCUUCCGCACAACGUUCCGCGACGCGAUCAGUACUAGUGGCACCCGCAGACCGUGCACCCGACGGUCCAUCGUCGUCAAGCUCUCCACCACCAUCACAAGGGGAAAAACGAAAACGGACAGAGGAGAUUGUGGAGGUGGAAAAGCGAGAGACGAAAAAGAGGCGCACACAAAAUGAGGAGGGCGCCCAAGGUGAAGAGGAGCCAAAAAGGACGACAGACCAAGGGAACCAAAUCGCAGAGGACGAGGUCGACUUGGGUGUUCAUGGCAUCAUCAACCGUGGGGGCAAGAAAUUGGAAUGUACCUAUUGCGACAAGUUCUUCGCCAAUGGAGCUCACGCGAUAGUGCGCCACGUCCAGUCAAACCGGCACCUUGAAAAGUUACCCCACGAAAUAAGGGACGAGCUUUCAAAGGCGGCAAAGCUGCACUGCGAGCACUGUAACAAAGAGGGGGCGAAGCGAUUCCCUGAGACGGCAUUAUGA
This is a messenger RNA of Sparassis crispa, 1179 nucleotides long. RefSeq lists its product as hypothetical. The record is from RefSeq and is a predicted model, not a curated record. Lineage: Eukaryota; Fungi; Basidiomycota; Agaricomycetes; Polyporales; Sparassidaceae. The coding region runs from base 1 to 1179 and encodes 392 amino acids. The transcript is spliced from 3 exons.